Messenger RNA from Acanthosepion pharaonis, 717 nucleotides. NCBI's taxonomy places the organism in Eukaryota, Metazoa, Mollusca, Cephalopoda, Sepiida, Sepiidae. The record is from the annotation of a GenBank genome assembly.
AUGUGUACGAACAGAACAAAUCUAUCUCUCUAUGCCUCUUCAUCUAUCUAUCUAUCUAUCUAUCUAUACAUGCAUACCUUGAAAAGUUAUCUUACAUUAAAAUCUAUCUAUCUAUCUAUUUCAGCCUUAUUAACAACAUCUAUCUAUCUAUCUAUCUAUCUAUCUAUCUAUAUUCACGCCUUAUUAAUAUCUAUCUAUCUAUCACUUUCAGCCUCAUUAAUAUCUAUCUAUUCCAGCCUUAUUAAUAUCUAUCUAUCUAUCUAUCUAUCUAUAUUCACGGUAUCUUCGUAUCUAUCUAUUUCAUCCUCAUUAAUAUCUAUCUAUCUAUCUAUAUUCACGGUAUCUUCGUAUCUAUCUAUUUCAGACUCAUUAAUAUCUAUCUAUCUAUCUAUAUUCACGGUAUCUUCGUAUCUAUCUAUUUCAGCCUCAUUAAUAUCUAUCUAUCUAUCUAUCUAUCUAUCACUUUCAGCCUCAUUAAUAUCUAUCUAUUCCAGCCUUAUUCAUAUCUAUCUAUCUAUCUAUUUAUCUAUUAUUUUCAGUCUGAUCAAUAUAUCCUUCUUUCGGCGAUACUUCGAAAUCUAUAGGCUGGCCACAAAACAUUGUCCUAGAGUUUGCAUAUAUCAGGGCCGAAGGAUAUGUAUAUGCAGCGCCUUACUUUUUUUCAAGGAUCAUUUUCUGUGUUAUAGAUCAUUUUCACUAUCCUCUUUGUACUCAUGA